AGCGAGAGGCGGGAUGGAGAAGGGGGAAAUCCGAGUAAGCCUAAAGCCGCACUGUAUGUACAUGUAUGUAUAUAAACGGAAUCGAGAAGAAAUGUAGAUGGGGUAGCCCAGCUCACUCACGAUAUGUACAUACAUAUCAUUCUCUUGAUGCUUGAUGAUUAUUCUUGAUUUCACGGUUGACUGGGCAUAUUGUUUCUGUCUCCUGUCAAAGGAAUAAAAUCCAUGAAAAGGCAGUAACUCUUGAUUCACAAUGGCAGAGAAAGACAAAAUUUCCCCAUUGGCCGCACUGCAGAAAAAUGAGAGAUUAAAAAACUAUGAUGAAACACACAGAGUGUACAUUGCCAAAGUUCCACCUGAUGUCAAUGAGCAAGGCUUGAUUAACAUCUCUGAGAAACUUAUUGGCGCAGUUCCACUUCAUUCCUAUAAACAUCAAGAUGAACAGGCUAGUAAUGACUGUGAAACGUGGGCUGUCAUGGAAUAUCGCUCGAAAAGGGAGGCAGAAGAGUUUGCCCUGAGGACAAAGCAGUAUCUAGGCAUUGAUGCUGAAACUGGAGUCAAGAAAAAUGAUCUAACCAUCCUAAAAGAUGAAGAUGUCCCCCUGGAGAGUCUGGCAUUGGAGGAUAUCAUUUCAUUCAAUCAUCAGCACAAAUCUGAACAGAAAAUCGAGCAGGAGGGAAAGUUCCCUUUACAGUUCUACAAGUACAAUGCGAGUGGAGUGAUGGUUACUACAAGAGGAGCAGAAAAAUAUAUUCCUGGGCCAUUUGUCAAUGGAAUUAUAGGCUUCAAUCAAAGUGCUGGUGGUUUGCACAGAAAUAGUCCACUGGAUGGAUUUCAACAAUAUUUUCGAGGAUACUAUGACGACUUUAAUGAUAUCUUGUUUGGCCUCUUCAGGAAUACAAAGAAGUCAGCUACAACUAUAUCCAAUAAGUCUCUAUUCAGCCUAGAGGAAAUGCACAUCACUUCCCAAGUUAUGGUUAUCAAACCUAAAUUUCCUCUUGUCACUGAGCAUAACUACAGAGCCACCAACAAAUUCGGAGAGCUAGGCAUGUGUUGGGCCUGCAAACGAGUAACAGCAGUGUGCUGUUCUUACUGCGGAAAGUACUUUUGUAGCUCCAGCUGCUUCUCAAAGUACUCUUCUCAUUCCUCUGACUGUUGCAAUGAAAGGAAAGACGCGAUGGAGAGCUUGUGGGCCAGAAACGGUGUGAAUCUCUUCAAUGCCACUUCACAUAUAGAAGCAAGAAAGGAUGCAGCUGGUGACCCACACUGUCCUUCCUGGAUUUGCCAGUCUCCAGCACUGUCAGGUGAAUGGCUCUCAAGGAUUACUGAAGACAAAACUCUGAAGUGUACAAUUGAGGAAAUUAUUUUUGAGUUUGGUGAACCAAUAGCUUUCCUCUUCACGCCAAAUUUUCCUCGAGAUUCAUUGUCAAACACAAACUUUUCAAGCAAUGACAAAGACUUGAAGUUUGUAGGAUCAGUCUUCACAUCCAAUAUUCCUGAGUUCCAAGUGUGGUUCAAAAUCAUUAAGGUUGGAAGUGAUAUUUGUCUUGAAUCAAUGGAGUUUGAUGAUGGAGCGCAGUCAGCAAUUGCAACACUCACAUUUGAAUUGAGAGCGGUGUGCAAAUUGAAACUCGAAAAGUGGUGCCCGUUUGACAACUCGGUUUUGACGAGCGUCCUCCCUGCUCCACCCACAGUCAAAAAUGCAGAAGUGACAAUAGCUGCAAUUUGCUGCUCCAAUAUGCUCUAUGUUAAGGGGACAGAAAAUAUGCUUCAGUCUGCUAAGUUUGAACUGGAAUUGAACUUCACUGGUAGUUGUGCAGUUCCAUGUGACGAGAUUCCACCUGUUGGGGUGUGCGUCCUCGCCAGAAGCAUGAAUGACAACAGAUUCUAUAGGGCCCGCAUUACAAAGAAACUUUCUCUGAAUGAAGUAUUAGUUCAUCUUAUUGAUAAGGGUGUGAAAGAAGUUGCCACAGUUGACAAAAUUUUCCCUCUUGGUGAAGAAUUCUUCACAACACCUACUUUUUGCUGGCUGGUAAAAUUGCAAAAUGUUGAUGAGCAACCACUGACUUCCAAAGCCAUCAUGUUCCUUCAAGAUAUGGUUGACAAGCGUACCAAACUUGCCCUUGCCGAAACUUCUUCUGGCAAUGUCAUUUUGGAAGAUGCCAAGACCGGCGUUCAAGUGAAUGACCACCUGAAAAGUUACUUGGAGCGCUCUUGGAACACACCCUCACCUCUAGAUUAUUCUGCUAAUGAUUUUUUUGAAGGCGACACCAUUCCUGAUUUUGAGUCUGUCCCACAUGGAAAGAUGAUCCGUCUUACUGUGCUCAGCGUUAAUGAACCAUAUGUCACCUGCUGCAACACAGAAAGUCCCUUAUACAACGCCAUCACGCAUUCACUUGUCGAACUGUCGCAAACAUAUGUGGAUUCUGUAUCAAAGUACUGCUAUGUUCCUAAGCACACCAAAGAUAGAAUUUGCUUGGCUCAACGAGAAGACAAUCUAUGGUACAGAGCCUAUAUCAUCAGCAGAAGGGAUAAAUCUGCUGACUUGCUCUUCUUUGAUUACUCCAUCCAUAAACUUAGCGUGCCUUACACUAAAAUUCGUCAACUCCCUGCAGAAUUUGGCCUAUUCCCAACCUUGGGCAUACCUCUGAGAUUAGCUGGAAUUUUUGAUGAUGAUCAACCCCAAGACUUGAGUCUUGCGUGCAGAGCAAAACAACUUCUGCAACCCGGCGCAAUUGUCAAAGGUGUAGUACUGAGUGGUAAAGAUGACACCGUCUUCAUCGUGCCCCAGAUUUUGUGGACUUUGACUGAUGAAGGACACAUUUCAUCUGCAAGUCUGGGAAGUGUCAGAAAGCUCCUGAGGACUGCUCCCUUCAAACUCUGCAAGGAAAUUGCUAAGUCCCUGGAUGAACUCGUCAAUGUUGCAGAGGCGUGUGACAAUUUAAGUGACAUCAAUCACAAUGCUUCCCCUGUCGACAUCAAGAUGACUGGUCAUUUAAUGAGGAUGGUUUUAUUUGAGUUAGUUCAAGAGGAGGUGAUGAAUGUUGCUGGAACUGAGCUACAAACUGCAAGAAAAGCUGCCAGCCAUCAGUUGUUGCGCUGCUUUAGAAUGGAUUACUAUUGGUGCCUUGAAGAGUGGUGUGUUGAAAAUGAGCAAAUGUUCAACACAGCUCUUGAUAACACUGACCAGAUAGCAACAAAAAAUGUUCCUGAAACAGAUCAACCUAAACCAAUUUCUCUUCUGGACAACAUUUUUGGUUCAAUUGAUUGCUGAUGUGAAAAACCGUGCAAAUAUUUCAAUUAUUCAACGCUAUGAAAUUGUGAUUAAAAAUUCAUGACAAAAACA
Cloeon dipterum is the source of this 3343-nucleotide messenger RNA. RefSeq lists its product as uncharacterized. Bases 251 to 3271 code for a protein of 1006 amino acids. The record is from RefSeq and is a predicted model, not a curated record. NCBI's taxonomy places the organism in Eukaryota, Metazoa, Arthropoda, Insecta, Ephemeroptera, Baetidae. The transcript has 21 exons.